Molecule: messenger RNA, 1825 nt
Organism: Pungitius pungitius (ninespine stickleback)
Lineage: Eukaryota; Metazoa; Chordata; Actinopteri; Perciformes; Gasterosteidae
Gene: tesmin
Product: testis expressed metallothionein like protein
Exons: 12
Coding region: 1-1329 (442 amino acids)
Biological process (GO): regulation of DNA-templated transcription
Cellular component (GO): nucleus
Source: RefSeq, a predicted model, not a curated record
AUGAAUAGCUCCUCGUUAGAGCUGGACACAGAGCGAAACAAACGGGCCUCUUCAAUCGCCUGCAGCUCUCCGGUUGACAGCAAUGUUCCUGCAUGGACCUUCCCCGUGUGGGCCGGAUCCCCUUCAGAUGUCAGCGGGCCUGGGCUUCUUUCUCACCCUAAUCUCCACCAGGAGGCUAUUCAGCCAGGCAUUAUGGACCCUGUCGCUUUAAGGUUCCACUGUCCCUGUCAGCUGACCUACUCAGAAUUCCUCCCGGAGCCCCAACCCAGUCAGCAUCACCUCAUCAAUGGCCCAGUGCCUGGUCCACUGAAAGGUGGCCAACACAACUCUGUUUCUGCUCCCUGGUCCACCAAUGGACGCAUUCUCUGCAGCAUGAAGCCGGGAGACUUCCAUGAUCCUUUAGCCGGUGUCAGUGUGCCAGAGCUAGCGGACUGUCAGCAGUUUCAGGAGGGAAUGACUGAAUUCACAUCCCGCUUCACACAGCCUAAACGGGCUGCCGAACCCUUUCCACAUGAACUAAACGACUCUCGCCCUUCAUGUCUCCCCACGUCCCUGCAGGGCCUCUGUGGUGUUGCUGAGGAUGGAGGGGUGGAGCCUGUACGGCCUGUAUUCCACACCCUGACCCCCAGUCAACAGAAAGAUAUGAGAGUGUUGGGGAUUCCCAGCCAGUACCAGCAGAGGAGAUCUCCCCUGUAUGAGUCCAGAGACGAGCCGCCUCAAGCCCCCCCAGCACGAAGCGCUGACACUUUGUGUGAGAUGAAAUCCAGGAAACCCUGUCACUGCACCAGAUCCCAGUGCCUCAAACUCUACUGCGAGUGUUUCUCCAAUGGAGUGAUGUGCAUAAACUGUGACUGCUCCAACUGCCACAAUGAUGCAGAGCAUGAAGCGAAGCGCCUCCAGGCGAUUAUGUCGUGUUUAGGUCGUAACCCAGAUGCCUUCAGGUCGAAGAUGACCGGUGGGAUGAAAGGAGGAGACAAAGGCUGCAGCUGCAAACGCUCCGGCUGCCUCAAGAACUACUGCGAGUGCUACGAGGCCAACAUCAUGUGCACCUCCAGCUGUAAGUGUCUUGGCUGCAGAAACUACGACGAAGUGUCCGAUGUGGCCCCCCAAGAGAAGAGCGCCGACGUCUUCAGCAAAUCGCCUGAUUCCGUGAUCACUGUGGCCGUGGUGGAGGCGGUUUGCGGCUGUCUGCUGGCCAAAGCCGAGGAGGCUGAGAGCGAGGCCCAGGGCGGCGGCGGCGGCGUGCACGCGGAGCUCCAGGUGCUGGAGGAGUUCGGAUACUGUCUCGCACAGAUCGCCAAGGCCGCGUCUAAGAAGGACACAAAGUGACACCUGUGAGAGUCCUCUCAGGGUCAAAAAACAGCUGAGCCAAAGAUGAGUGGCUUCAUUUUAGAACAGGUCUAUCAGUUUAUUUAUUGGGUUUAAUAUUUGUACACUGUUCUGAGAAAUGUUAAACUCUUAAUUUCCUAAAUAAAUAGGAAUAAGAAAACCCAGCUGGUGUCUCACUGGCUUCCAACCUUAAGGGUCUGGAGCUGAAGUGUGAACAAUAUAUAGAAGUAAUUCUGCUUCCAUUUCAUAUUUUAUUCUUUGAGUUCUAUUUUCUGCACUUUUAAAUGCUUUAAAGACUUCUCCAUACUGUUUGGGAGAUACGUCCGCCUGUUGAGGUAAAAAACAUUAAACGCUUUUUUCUUGCAUUUUCGAUGUAUGCUGUCUUGAAUACACUGCAAUCUGCUUAUUUAAGCCCAGAGUGUAGGAUUCAGGAGGAUCUACUGGAAUAUAAUCAUCACAACUGAUUUUGUGUAUAAUCAAUCGAUGGAUUACAAUG